Podospora pseudopauciseta is the source of this 1199-nucleotide messenger RNA. RefSeq lists its product as uncharacterized. The record is from RefSeq and is a predicted model, not a curated record. The transcript has 2 exons. Bases 336 to 1199 code for a protein of 287 amino acids. Lineage: Eukaryota; Fungi; Ascomycota; Sordariomycetes; Sordariales; Podosporaceae.
CAACAGCUUCACGUUCCGUUUCUGUUGGUUCAAACAUCAGGUUGCCCUAUCCACCUUCCUCGACGCACCUGGACACUGUUUUACCGCCGGGUCUCAGGCAGCCUUCACUCCAAUGAUCUCAUUCUUCGAACCCAACAUAUCCAUUUUGAACCUAAGCAAUUUACAUCAUCAGUCCUAGCAUCCUAGGUCCUUCUUCCCAACGUUUCCCGUCCUCUUCCCAACCAUUGUCUAUCCUCUAUCCCAACAUCGUAUCCUCUAUCCCAGCAUUCUCUGUCCCCUAUCCCAAUAUUUUCUAUCUUUUAUCCCAGCCACCGUUACCUUUCAGAUCCAUACCAAUGCUUACCCUGUGGUCCCGCAUCGUACUAUCAAACGGUACAGUUGUUGCGAUGACCCUAGGAACUGAACCUCACUUUCGCCAAGUCAUACAGGGAUGGCUGAGAACAGAGCCGAAGUCAAUAAUCAUCACGACAAUAGAAGCACGCCGUACAAACAUUGAGGGAUUGGUGGAGGAAAUCGGAGACUCUCGAAUCAUGGUAAUGGCUGUGGAAACCGCUUCGUAUCGAGGACAGUGUUACGAAGCCAUCUCCAAGGUCACGACCGCAUUCUUCGUUGUUGUGGAUGACCGGUCACUGUGGGGUGUCUCCACGCUUGACGACAUCCUCGCGCCGUUCCGUGACCCCAGAGUCGGUGGCGUCACGGGACUACAAGCGAUAAAGCCUCGAAAUGGGAACACCUUGACCCAGUGGGAAACAUUUGGUGCUUUGAACCUCGCAAGGAGAAAUGUCUUGCACUCAGUUUUGGCAUUCUUCAACAAAGGCCAGGUUCUAAACCUUUCCGGCCGGCUUUCUGCUUACCGGACUUGCAUCUACAAAGACCAAGGAUUCCGUGAUCCAUUUCUACACGAGUUGUGGCUCAGAUGCUUUCCUAUCACGACUGGAGACGACAAUGCCUUAACCACUUGUUUGCUGCACAAAGGCUGGAGGACUGCGUUCCAAAACUCGCCGGGGGUUAUGAUCGCUGCCGGUGUAUCUCCGAACUGGCUCUACACAAGACAGCUGCUCCGAUGGCUGCGAGACACCCUUCGAUACUGUCUCUUGGACAUCACGUUUGCGUUCAAAACGCGGGAGAAAGACCAUAUUUUGCGUGCCGUUCUCAACAUUGUUGUUUAUUUCAUAACCGAUUUUGCGAUGAUAUUUUGA